GAGCUGCAUGGCCUAACUAUUUAGGCAGCAUAACUUUAUUAGCUUUUCGACUGAACUAAUUUUAAUUCUUAUAAUUAUCUUCAAAUGCAUAUUCUUAAUCAUCAAAUAAUCUAUUUCAUAUUAUGCCCAUUAUACAUAUUUUACGACAGCAAAUGUGCAGUUUUAGAUGCUAGUUCAAUUCGAGAUGAAAUUGUGGAAACAUUAUUCGCUAAUUAUCAGAGUCAUGUUCGCCCUGGAGAGCUUAUUCGUAACACAACAGUGGUAACAGUUUAUAUAUCUGUAUCAGCUAUAACGUCUGUGGAUGUACGUAAUAUGGAAUACACUAUUGAUAUGUUACUUCGUCAAGCAUGGUAUGAUCCUAGACUAGCUUGGGAUCAAAUUGAGAAAUUCAAACAUUAUACAAAAAACAUUGUUUCUCCAGUUUUCAAAGAAAAAAUAUGGCUACCAGACUUGUUCUUUCGAAAUGGUAAGGAAGGCCGAUUACAUAAAAUGACUUGUGAGAACUUACUAAUACGCAUACAACCGAAUGGUGAAAUAUUGUACAGUCAGAAGAUCACCAUGCGAAUGGCCUGUCAGAUGGAAUUACGGACAUUCCCUAUGGAUACACAGGAGUGCGAUAUGAAUAUUGGAAGUUAUGGAUAUACAUUAGAGCAAGUGAGCUUUGUGUGGAGAAACAUAUCACCUGUCACAUUACCGGAGAAUUUGCAGAUAUCGGAGUUUGACCCACCUGAAGUGGUCAGAGCUUAUGACUGCACAAGCGGAUACUCCACAUCAACUGGACAAUACACAUGUUUAAACGCUACUUUUACGCUACAACGGCAGUUAGGUUACUGGUUGGCAAGUACCUAUAUACCGAAUAUUCUCAUAAUGGUUGUUUCAUGGCUAAACUUUUGGGUUAGUUUAGAGGCGAUUCCAGCCAGAGUAAAUUUAAGUUUGUUAACGUUACUUGGUGUGAUAACUCAGUCGACCAGUUACGCAAGUUCCCUUCCAAGGGUAUCGUAUAUUAAAGCAAUUGAUAUUUGGACAAUAGCAUGCAUAACGUUUAAUUCUGGAGUAUUACUUGAAUUUGCGAUCGCUUCUCAUCUUGCUAGGCGUCAAAAAGUAUCUGAAUGGCAGGUAGAAGUUCGGAAGCUAGUUAGACGUGAACUAGCGAGGUGGUGUUCUGCUUGCCAAUUACAAUAUGCACAAAGGGGACCAUCUGCGCUCUCAGCAUACUCAGCUUCAAGCAGAUCAAAUGAGAAAGUUGGUGAAUACAUCAACUCGGUAGCUGCUGCUGCUUUCGCCAUUCAGAAUAGCCCUGUACUAGAAAGACCAAGUCCUCAAAUGUCUGUUCGCUUAACAAAGUCAGGUUUAAUGUCAAUGGCUAAUAUUAAGUCUGGAAAACCAGAUAAAGUUUCAAAGGGUGUUUUUUACGAAUUAGUUACCAAUGAUUCUGCACUUACAGCUUUAGAUACAACACAAAAGGAUGCCCUUUUACCAACAAAUGAACCACAACGCGUUAAAAAACCAGCGUCAAUGUCGAAAAUAGAUAGUUAUAGUCGAUUCGUUUUUCCAGCAUGCUUUUUACUUUACAAUUGUUUUUAUUGGCUUUAUUAUUUAGUGAUUGUUAAGCAUAAAUAGAAAGAUAAAUAAUGAAUGAAAACUGUUUUCCAUACCUCAUAAAUCAUUCCUUCAUUGUGCUAAUAUUUUGAUGAACAAGAAUUUUUAUGUACUCCUCUUAAUAAAUCUUUGCUCAAUUAGAUCUCCAUCGUGUCAACGGAAAGCAGUGUUUUAUCUGAAUGUAGUGGACCACACAUUACUACCGUGACAAAAAUUCGAUGGUAAUUCGGUAUGUCAUUAUUUCUAAUUAUUUUAAAUUUAGACAGUGAAACGAGACAGAAAUGCUCUUUUUACCAUAACGUGAUUUGUCUAGUGUUCGAAAACUUGGACCUUGAAUCACUUAUCUCCAGAAACCUACUCUUGAACCCCGAAACGAAAAAACAAAACAGCGGAAUUAUGGAAGAAGUUUUACUUUCAAGGUUAGUUUAUAUACAUAAUAUAUGGGUGUUUAUAAUGUUACGUGGCCUUGGUAUUCUAGAGGCUUCUGGAAAACAAGAUAAAAUUGGUAAUUAACUAAACGGAGGAAAACAAUACAACUUGUCGUUUUUCAAAGUUCUAGUGGUAAUUUUUAAGGAAUGUUGAUAGAUGGAAGUAUUUUCAGCAUUUUUCCAGUCUCUAAAGACAAUUUCGAGAGCUCCUAACCUGAAGGAAGCUGUCAGAUAAAUCUGAUAUUUUGGACACUUAUUUCUACAUUUCGGAAUUCUUAACACAAAAUAAUGCACUUAACCGGGGAGUGGGUAUUUAUUUCACAGAGAAAUCAUAGAUAUUUCAAUACGUAUUUGUAAGAUGACUUUUAGUAAAUAACCUAACCCACCUUACUAGAUUAAC
This is a messenger RNA of Schistosoma curassoni, 2427 nucleotides long. The record is from the annotation of a GenBank genome assembly. Lineage: Eukaryota; Metazoa; Platyhelminthes; Trematoda; Strigeidida; Schistosomatidae.